GGAUGCAAAUAGAAAACUAAUAGUGAAGAAUACCAAUGAAAAUUCAAGUGAAUACAUGGAAACGAUAAUAUCAGUAGUGGAUUCAAUUAUUCAGAGAUCUAUCGACUAUGUACAAAAGUUAAACAGUGAUUCUUCGAAAGUUGACAUAAAUCAUGGAAAUUCUGAAAAUACUCAACAGCAUGGUGCAACAAUAGGUCAAGGGAAAUCAGAUGAAUCUCCAGAAAUGAUACGUAAUCUAAUAACAUCAAUAAUACAGUCAUCAUUAUAUCGUGUCUAUGAAAAAGAUCUACUUAAUAAACUAAGUAUGAAACCUGAGAAUUCCGAAAGUCCAUAUGAAAUCAACCCAACGGAUUAUAAUUACUAUGAUUUGGAAAAAUUAUAUCCCAAUGAAAGUUCAUAUGAAAUCAAUGAUGAAAUUAUCUUAUCAGAUAAACCUUUACCAAUUCCUAAUAUACAAUGGCCUACUAUUGAAGAAUUUACACCAAAAUUAGGACUGGAAAAAAUUGAGAAAUAUGUAAAGUGUUGGGAAAUAAGUGAUAAGUGGCUUUACUGCGUUGAUAUUUUGCCAAUCGUGGAACUAAAGAAUGAAACGCUUCAUAAAUAUCGAGUGAAAUUUAGUCUACCAUCUAGGCGUUCACCCAUACCAAAAUCUACGGUAUCGGUUUACUUCACGCUACGAAUAUCUCGGAUAAAGCCAAAGAAUUCAGCUAUACUUGUCUAUUAUCAAGUCGAAACAUUCCGCUCAAUACAAAUGAGCUACCGACCCGUUUUACUAAAUAAAAACGCUUGCAUUAUAAAUCGUAAAUUUAAUUAAUUUUCUUUUAAAUCGAGUGAACAAUAAUUUCACACAGUAAAAAUAAUAAGAAUACAAGUAAAACAUAAUUAUCACAUUAUCCAAAAAAACAUUAAUACGAGAACUGUGUAAUCUGAUACAAACAUUAUGAAUGGAUUCCUUCCCGUGAAUGAUAAAGUGAAAAAUGUAAAUAAUUUUUCAAAAAAAAAACAGUCGAAUUUCAUUUUUUUAAAAACUUUAUUUAAAAGCAAUUAAAUCUAGGAACGACUAAAACACUUUUCAUAUACCAAGAGUAAAA
This is a messenger RNA of Schistosoma curassoni, 1091 nucleotides long. Lineage: Eukaryota; Metazoa; Platyhelminthes; Trematoda; Strigeidida; Schistosomatidae. The record is from the annotation of a GenBank genome assembly.